GCAUAUGUAAAAAAUGAAAACUUUUAUGUGAAUUCGAUAAUUCUAUUCAUCAAAUUUACGUGAAAUUUUCACUUUUACGUUUCCGCUCUUAGAGAAAAAUUACAUGAUCGAUGCCCAGGAAUCCUAAAGGUGUAGUUUGUAUUGCAUUGUAUGCUGCAUUUUGGGCUUAAAAAAAAUUGAGAACACUCAUGCUAUUGUGUAUACUGUGCCUAAGCUAGUGAUUAGUAGUGAUCUAGAGUACGUUUUUCGAUGAACUGUUGCGUAUUUUGUAAAUACGGUUGUAUGAACAAAAUUUGAAUUUUAUAACACAGAACAUUUUAUGUAAAAUUACAAAGAAAAGUUGAAUUUAAUAACUGGAUAACGAAAAAUGUGAUUUUUUUGAACGAGCUUUUAUACACACAUAAACAGAAUUUAUAGAUAAAUUCAUUAUAUGUUUAAUAUUUGUAUGUGAAAUUAUUGGUUUUAUAAACAAUUAUUGCAUAAUUUGAAUUACAUAUAAGUCAUGUUGACACAUAGUAAAGCAAUUUUGAGACCAAAAGUUAGAUUUUCUGAAUCUUCUAAUAAUAUGCCAAAUGAGGAAAGUGUUCAACAUUUUGAAGAAAAAGCUGUUUUGCAAGUAAAGGGUCCAACAGUUAAGAGUAUUGAAAUUCUUAAAAAGCCUGUUAGAGUUAUAUAUCCUAAACAACAGGCUCAUAAUAAAGAUACACUAGUGAGUAAGACAGAAAUUUUGACACAUUUUAAUGAUGCUGCAUCUGAGAAUAUCCACAAUACAUCUCCAUCCAAUAAAAAUUUGACAAAUGUUAAUAUUUCGAAGAUUUUAUGUAACUCCAAUAACACUCAAAAAAUUGGAAAAAAUUAUAAAGAAUUGCCACUUGAUAAAAGCUCACAAAAUAAUGUUGUAAAGGAUUACAAAAAAGAUUUGCGACAAAUGGGAAAAGAAAACAAAAAUACAGUAUUGAAGAAAACUGUACUUAAUAAAAAUAAAAGUAAAAAAGAAACAGGGAAUAUACAAAUGGUUGUACAGAAAACAAAUACUGUAGAUGUUAAAAGUUCAAAAACACAAUCUGCAUCAAGAAUUAUGAAAAAAAGAAAUCAAACAACUAAAACUGGAACUCUUAAUGUAAAACCUGUCAUGUACAAUGCUAUGCCAUACAAGAAGACAAUAAAAAAGCCUGCUGUUAAAAAAACUGUAUUGCGUAAUGUAUCAGAUCGUAAAGUUAAAACUUCUGUGGAACCAGGGAUUUCUCGCAAAAGACAAGACAACACAAGUGCUGAUAAUGCAAAUGAGAAAUAUAUUGUUGCAAAAGGUGUUAAUGUAGAAAGAUUGGCACAACCAGAAUAUAACUCUAUCAUGUGUACCAUUAAUAAACUAAAAGAACUUGAGCAACAGAGAAUUGUUACAGAUAUUGAUCAUUUGUCAUCUGCACAAAAGAGUCUUAUAACAGGAAAGAUUUCUACAGCGCUGGAUUUUCCAUUGGAUGAAGCAAUUUAUAAAAAUUUGGUGGACUUGAGUGUAGAUGAAAAACAGCUGCCAUCUACUGUUAUGCGGAGCAAGGAUCCAGAGCCGCGGCAAAGAGAUAUUACACCAAAACUUUCUGAUUUUUUUAUACCUGAAGAUGCAAAAGAAAUUUGCGAGGCUGUGCAAGUUAAACCUCGAAUCCUCAAAAAUGAAAAUAUGAAUUUUUUAAAAAUUUGUGAUAAGAUAUUUGAAAUGUGGAAAUUUGAUUCAUAUGAUAUAGAAUAAUGUAUUUGUAUAUAUUUUCAUUUGCACAUGCUAUAUAAGUAUAUCAAAUUUUAACUCUCGUAAUGUCAAUUAGAUUAGUUUUAAGAAAUGUUAAUAAUUUAAUACUAUAAUAAAAUUCAGUGAAGUGCAAUA
Molecule: messenger RNA, 1876 nt
Organism: Linepithema humile (Argentine ant)
Lineage: Eukaryota; Metazoa; Arthropoda; Insecta; Hymenoptera; Formicidae
Source: RefSeq, a predicted model, not a curated record